AUGACAUUUAGCAAGGGGUUCAACCGUGCAAUAGGAAGCUCAUUCGCUGGAAUCUUGGCCAUUGCCAUAGCUCAAGUUGCAUUAUGUACAGGAACAAUUGCUGCACCUAUAAUAAUUGGUGUUAGCAUAUUUUUCAUUGGUAUUAUAACAUCAUUCAUGAAGAUAUGGCCGUCACUAGUACAAUACGAAUACGCGUUUAGGGUGACUCUAUUUACUUUCUGUUUGAUCGUAGUUUCUGGCUACCGGAUGGGACACUCUAUCACGGUGGCUGUGGACCGCCUCUACUCGGUGGCGAUUCGAGGGAUCGUAGCUGUUUUAGUGAAUGUGCUCGUAUUCCCUGAUUCACUUGAAGAAUGCGUGAUAAAUUAUAUAGAUUUUGAUGGGUCAAAAGACAUAAACUCUUCGAGGAUUGUUCUUGAUGAGCUUUCCAAUGAAUCUGCCUAUAAAAGAUGUAGAAACAAUCUAGUUGCCUCUAUCAAGUUGCAAACUUUGGCAAGUUCAUUAAAAUGGGAGCCCCCUCAUGGUAGAUUCAAGCAAUUUUCCUAUCCAUGGUCUCAGUACGUCAAAAUCGGUACCAUUUUAAGGCAAUGUGCUUACGAAAUUAUGGCCCUCCAUGGUGUCCUCCAUUCUGAAUCACAGGCACCCUACAAUCUUCGAGUAUUGUUCAAGCAAGAGAUGCAAGACUUAACCGACCUAGCCACAAAAUUUCUGAGGGGUUUGGGGCAGGACAUUAACAACAUGAAGAGAAGUCUACAAACAAGCACAACACUUCUUACACAAUUACAUAGCUUAACAUAUCAACUUCAAUGGGCUAUAAACCAACAUUUACAUCUCAACAACAAAUCCAAUAUCUUGGAAGAGAGUAAAGCUAUAUUAUCAUUGGUUACAUUUUGUUCUUUGCUCACUGAAAUUGUGGCAAAACUUGAUCACCUUGUUGAAACUAUUGAUGAACUCUCCAAGAUGGCUAAAUUUAGUCAAUAUGCAAUUAACCCGAUGUAA
This is a messenger RNA of Chenopodium quinoa (quinoa), 999 nucleotides long. Its product is annotated as aluminum-activated malate transporter 9-like. Lineage: Eukaryota; Viridiplantae; Streptophyta; Magnoliopsida; Caryophyllales; Amaranthaceae. Gene Ontology annotation, cellular component: plant-type vacuole membrane. The coding region runs from base 1 to 999 and encodes 332 amino acids. The transcript is spliced from 5 exons. The record is from RefSeq and is a predicted model, not a curated record. Gene Ontology annotation, biological process: malate transport.